AUGAGAUUUCAAAACCAAGAAGCAUCGAUCAAGAACUUGGAGACUCAAGUGGGGCAGUUGGCACGGAUGAUAUUUUCUAGAGCUCAAGGCGCUUUACCCAGUAACAUCGUGGCAAAUCCAAGAGAACAGGUGCAAGACAUUACCUUGAGGAGUGGUAAGGAGCUGCAAGAGGUGGAGAAGAAGGCAAAGGAAGAAGGCAAGGUGGGUGCAACCCUAGAAACUGAAAAGGAGGAAGAGCAAUCUGAUUCAAAGAAGGAGAAAAGUCAACAGCCGCAAGUACCAUUUCCGAAUAGGCUAAAGCAACACAAAUUGGAAAAGGAAUUCGUCCUGAAGGAAAUCUUGGCGAAUAAAAGGAAACUGGGAGACGUGGCUACAGUUGCACUGAAUGAAAAAUGCUCGGCAAUCCUCCUCAACAAGUUGCCUCAGAAACUAAAAGAUCCAGGGAAUUUUACUAUUCCUUGCACUAUAGGCAGUUUGAAAAUUAAUAAGGCAUUGUGUGAUUUAGGAGCUAGUAUAAAUUUGAUGCCAUAUUCGGUUUUUAAGAAAUUGGGGUUGGGUGAACCCCAACCCACUAGAGUUGCAUUGCAGUUAGCUGAUAGGUCCAUAAAGCAUCCUAGGGGAAUCAUAGAAGAUGUACUUGUUAAAGUUGACAAAUUCAUUUUUCCUGCGGAUUUCAUAGUUUUAGACAUACAGGAGGACGUUGAUGUCCCUCUUAUCCUAGGGCAACCUUUCCUAGCUACGGGGAAGACAAUGAUUGAUGUCCAACAAGGGCAACUAAGCCUUAGGAUUCAAGAUGAGGUAGUAAUUUUUAAAAUGUCUGAUGCUAUGAAACAUGCACCUUCUAGUGAUGAUUCUUGCUAUAUGAUUGAUGUCAUUGAUUAUGAUGUUGGUGAUUGUUUUCAGGUUAACAGGUCGGCUGAUCCCCUUGAGCUAUGCAUACAAGAGGGAAAAGCCAUAGUGGGGAAAAAUGAAGAGAUUCAAAAUAUGGCAACAUACUUGAAUGCAAAUUAG
Molecule: messenger RNA, 1011 nt
Organism: Nelumbo nucifera (sacred lotus)
Lineage: Eukaryota; Viridiplantae; Streptophyta; Magnoliopsida; Proteales; Nelumbonaceae
Source: RefSeq, a predicted model, not a curated record